Mycotypha africana is the source of this 2125-nucleotide messenger RNA. Its product is annotated as kinase-like domain-containing protein. The transcript has 2 exons. Lineage: Eukaryota; Fungi; Mucoromycota; Mucoromycetes; Mucorales; Mycotyphaceae. Gene Ontology annotation, molecular function: protein serine/threonine kinase activity; ATP binding. Gene Ontology annotation, cellular component: cytoplasm. The record is from RefSeq and is a predicted model, not a curated record. Gene Ontology annotation, biological process: intracellular signal transduction; protein phosphorylation. The coding region runs from base 186 to 1928 and encodes 580 amino acids.
UUUUUUUUAAAUUCUUAAGAAAAAGAAAAGCAACAUCUUUUUUACGAGAAUUGCCAUAAAAACACGUUAAACCAACCACUUGCAUUGAAUUCAGCCUUUACGGAUCAAUAGAGAGAGAAAGAGAAAGAGAGAGACAGAGAGAGAGAGAGAGAAAGAGAGACACUCACUUCACCACCAUCACCACUAUGACUUCUGUUGCUACAUUUUCUAUGCACGCCAAGCAGGAAAGCUACUAUGCUAAUGAAGACUUUUUGUCUUCUGAGAAAUGUUAUCAAGAUGAUCAAUUGAUUCCCAGAACGAGCUCACCUGACUGUUUAGAGGGCGAAGAGGUCCAUGACCUUCCCUGUCCUUCACUGACGACAAGUAGUGGUAGCAGCCAAAGAAGAGAGGAUCGUGCUAGCCGUAGUAGGGGAUCCUCCAAUGAUUCCUCAGCCUCAUUUUCCAUCAGUUCACCUGCUGGCUCUCCCUCGUUGCCGAUGGCUAUAGAAUCAUCCACAUCAUCUACGCCCACUACCGCAGUAGCAACACCCAUUCCUGUAAAAAAACCAAAGCGUCUCAGUGCCGUCUUCAGUGGCAGUUUUUUUGGAAGUCUCAAAAUGACACCGGCCUCUUCUCCCCACCCCGAUGGGCUGCUCGAUUCACCGUCUCCUUCUGCUUCUUCUUCUGCGGCUGCCUCGCUGAAUGAAGGUCAUGUAGGCCGCAGUCCGAGUACGAACUCUGUCUACAGUCUCAGUUCCGUUGGAAGCACAGCCAGUCGUCUCAGUAAAUCCUUUUCGAAACUCGUCCGAAGGCCACCACAGCACCGUCAUCGUCCAUCGCAGCAAGACUCGCCGCCGUGUGGUUCUCCGGGCGGUACGGUCUCCUUGCUGACGGAUAAAUACGGCGACUAUGUCAAGCCCGACCCACAACACCGCGCAACAGCGAAAGGGAUGGGAUCGACUUCUCGAAAGAACAUUGCAAGCGGUGCGACGGCCGUGAUCCGUUUGGUACGACAAAGAACAGACGGACGUAUUCUGGCCGUCAAGGAAUUCAAGAAGCGUGACAAGACGGAAAAUGAACGUGAUUAUCAAAAGCGAAUGCUGAAUGAAUACUGUAUCAGCAAAUCUGCUUCCAACGGCCCUCAUAUUGUCGAUACAUUGGAUCUUGUCAAAGAUGACAAAGGACGUUGGUGUGUCGUGAUGGAAUAUUGCUCGGGAGGUGAUGUGUUCAAUCUACUACAAGAAAAGCCUCACAUGGCACCGGAUGAUGUCGCUUGUCUUUUCAAACAAUUACUGCUUGGUCUACAACAUCUUCACCGACUCGGCAUCGCCCACCGCGAUAUCAAGCCUGAAAAUCUUGUCCUGACGUCGACCGGUACACUCAAGAUUACUGACUUUGGCGUGGCAGACGUUGUUCAAACCUGUUUUGAAAAAGAAAGUCAUCCCUGUAAAAAAUGGUGUGGUUCAGAGCCUUUCUGGUCUCCUGAGAUGUGGAAAAUCAAGGACGAAACGAGUCCUUAUGACGGAAGAGCGCUGGAUGUCUGGAGUGCAGCGACCACUUAUUUCUGUUUACGCUUCCAACAACUGCCCUUUACAGCAAGUUUCUUCACCGGAAGACCAGCGAGUCAACCACCCGCAGGAGCGAUCGCAGGCUCUCCAGCGGCUGUGGCUGCUCAGGCAGCGGACGGUGGUGAUUUUGAUUUCAAACGCUAUAUGGAACAACGACGCAAACUAGAGGAUCCCAGUGAUUGCGAUUUAUUCAAAGACUUUACGCAACCUGAACGGGAAUGUCUGGCAGCCAUGAUGGACCCUGAUCCCGAAACACGCUGGACCAUUGAUCAAGCGUUGGAGUGUCCUUGGAUGUCGAACUUUGAAGUCUGUCAAAACGGUAAACUCUCCAAUGGAUAUUAUCAUACCCACUGUAUCUCUUCCAAAGGGGGUAGACGCUAAGAUUCUCGCCCCCCAUCGAUACAAAACACAUACACACAUACACACACACACAUACACACAUACACACACCUUCUCUACACGCCACUUGUAUUUUAAAAUUCAUCUUUCUUUUUGCUUGAAUUUCUUUUUUCUUCUUUUCCUUUGCUGCCUUUGUUUACCCUAUGUUUUGUUUUUGGCCUUUUUUUUUUUUUUUUUUU